GGGCAGAACGCCAGAACCGAACCAACAUGAGAGUUGAGACCACAGUAGAAUAAGGCUACCCAGUGCCCGCCACUUCCCCAUCUUGCUCUUGCCUCUCCACUGUCCUGCUUCCGUCAGACCUGUCACCGAAAUCGUCUUUUACUUCCGCUCCGUCUCGUCCCCUGACUCCCGCCGCCUUCUUCUCCUUUCAGCAACAACAAUGGCCAAAUUGCUAUCAAGUAUGCUCUUGAAGGGGGUUAACAUGCAGUUUGGCAUUGAAAGCAGUGCUUGAUUGUUUUCAACUCUGGUUUCGCUUGCAAUUCUUCUACUCCAUGUUAGUUAACAUGCAGUUUGGCAUUGAAAGCAGUGCAUGAAGACUUCCAUCCAAGUAAUAAGACCGGGAAUGCUAAAGCUUCUUUGAAAGAUAUUGUUGAGCAGGAUGUGAGAGACAAUCCUGUGAUGCUAUACAUGAAAGGUGUGCCUGACUAUCCUCAGUGUGGAUUUAGUGCAUUGGCCAUAAGAGUACUGAGACAGUAUGAGGUUCCACUAAGUGCUAGAAACAUUAUCGAGAAUCCGGAGCUCAAAGACGCUGUGAAAUCAUUCAGCAACUGGCCAACAUUUCCGCAGGUUUUCAUUAAAGGGGAGUUCAUUGGCGGGUCUGAUAUAGUUCUCAAUCUGCAUCAGAAUGGUGAACUGAAAGAGAUGCUCAAAGAUAUUGCAGCCAACGACAAGUCCGAAUGAUUUGAACUUGAAGAGGGUGGAGGGAUAGUUCAUCAAAUGCUGCUCUGUUUUCUUUGUAUUUUUUGUUCCUGUUGACAAGGACAGAAGGUGGUUUAGUGUAGAUUACAUGUAGAAGCUUUCCUGGUAGCUGUGGCCAUGAAAAAUAAUAAGAGCUAGAUUACCUGUGUAAAAGAAUGAGGGCUAGCUCCUGGUAGAAUACAUGUAUUAAAACGAUCGAGAUUUGCGAAUUUAUGAAUGACCAAUCAGAUGAUUAUAUUACUAUAAAUAUGUUUUUCUUUUACA
Linum tenue is the source of this 1002-nucleotide messenger RNA. Lineage: Eukaryota; Viridiplantae; Streptophyta; Magnoliopsida; Malpighiales; Linaceae. The record is from the annotation of a GenBank genome assembly.